AUGACUCCCACAUUGGUGGGGGGCGACGACCCCCCCCUCACUGGUCAUGGAUUCGACAUUCGAGAGAUAUUUGGGUCUAGUGGUGGGGUACCUGGUCUUCCAUUAGGUUUCUCUUUAUUUGUGGGACUGGUCGGAACUCAAUCCGAAGGCCUGAGGGCCCUCCCAUCUGAAAUGAUAAAGAGAUCCCGAUCCGAAGGAGGUAAAAAGUACCGAGUAAGGGCUAGUAAGAAGAAAUUGGUCCCACACCAACUUUGGGCCUGGUGGGCCGAUUACCUACCAGCACACGUAUCUUUACUCUGCCACCGUGAUCUCGAGGGUAUUCUCAACGGAAUUGACCGUGACUGUAAUUCAGAAGAUUACUUUAAAGAUAUCCAACGAGUGCUCACCACGAGAUUCGCCUACAGCAAUUCCAAUCCUGUAGAUCAGGGUGUAGUGUUUACACUUAAUAUGGGCGAGGGCCCCAGUCCAGCGCUCAACUCAUUCGCUACCUAUUCAUUCGAAUAUCGCGAUGAAUCCGUAGUGGUCCCCGUGGGUGACCUUCAGGCUUUUCCACUUCAAUUGGAUCCGGUGUCCAUUUUAAUUCACCUAUUCACCAAAUCUUUGGGUGGACUUAGGGCCAUCCGGGGGGACCCCAGUGGACAAGAUCCGGAAUUAAAGCUCCCUCCUCGGCUCCGAGACCCUUAA
This is a messenger RNA of Batrachochytrium dendrobatidis JAM81, 684 nucleotides long. RefSeq lists its product as uncharacterized. NCBI's taxonomy places the organism in Eukaryota, Fungi, Chytridiomycota, Chytridiomycetes, Rhizophydiales. The transcript is spliced from 7 exons. Bases 1 to 684 code for a protein of 227 amino acids. The record is from RefSeq and is a predicted model, not a curated record.